GCUGAAAAAGAGUUCUAAAAACAAAAAUAAAUUAUCAUUUUCGAUCCUGUCUAGUAAAAUCUUGUAAGAAAACAAACAAAACUAUCUUUACCCAAAUUGGCAGAAAAAAUUUGACGAAAUAAUCAAGUUUUUGGUUGAAACGUGGAAAAUGUUCGAAAAAACAGUUUUUUUUUCAUUUUCAAAAAAAUCACCAGAUAGAAUUUUUACAAAAAUUGUCACCAAAUUACCAGACAAAAAGUAUUUUUUUGCUUGUAUAGCUUUAAAACGUAAUAAUAAAUAAUGACAUUGAAUUGUUUUUUUUUUCUGAGGGUUUGUUGGUGGGUGAAAAUCUCCAGUUUCACACCCCACCAAACCCUUUGCUCAAACCCAUCGAUCCCUCAUUCCGUCCCGAGCUUCCGACGCGCCAACCAUCAUGGACGACCGAACCAUCGACUUGAUUUUCGCCGGCUCGCUGGAAAAUCUCCCUCCAGUGAGUUCAAAAAUCGUGCGAAUUUUCACCAGUUCAACAUUCACAGAUACCACGAUGGAACGAAAUACUCUAAUGGCUAAAUGUUAUCCGAGGAUCAAGGAUUAUUGUCGCGAAAAACACGGCCUUGAAUUUCAAGUGGUCGAUAUGAGAUGGGGUGUGAGAGAUGAAGCAACUGAUGAUCACAUGACGACAGAAUUGUGCAUGAAGGAAAUACAAAAUUGUCAAAGAUUGUCAAUGGGGCCAAAUUUUGUCGUUUUUUUGGGGCAAAAAUACGGUUAUAGACCAAUCCCCACUUAUAUUCUUUCGUCAGAGUUGCAAAUGAUUCGGGAUGAGUUAGCCGCUACUGGACAUGAUCCCGUUUUAAUUGACACAUGGUACCGGAAAGACAGUAAUGCUGUCCCUCCCAUAUCCGUCCUCCAACCCAUUUCCUCAAUCCUCAUCAAUUUCAACAACAAAAGAAUCCCAAAAUUGCAAGCCGAAGAUCAAGCCAAAUGGUGGGACACUUUAAAUAAGUUUCAGAAAUUGUUUCGCAAAGCUGCUGCGUCUUUGUACCAACAAGGGAAAAUGGACCAUGACGCUAUGCAUAACUAUUUCAUGUCGGUCACGGAACGGGAGGUUAUCAAUGGGAUUCUCAAUGUGAAAAAUACCAAAAACCACUGUUUGGCCUACAUUCGGUACAUCAACAACAUCAAUCUUCAAAAUCUGAAGAAAGCUUCCCUUUUUGUCGACAUUAUCAAUCGUAGUCUUGACUCCGAAUCGACUAAACUCUUGGCUAACCUUCGGGAUGAGAGAUUACCGGCGAAAAUCGAAAGUAGCAAUUUGCAAAAAUACACAGUUGAAUGGAUUGGGCGUGAAGGUUUAGAUAAUGAAACCCAUGAAGACUAUCUCAAACAUUUUAUCACCCAUUUCUACAAGAAUAUUAUCAAAUUGGUGGAUCGAGCAAUGCGAAAGGAGGAUUCCAGCGCCCAAGGACAGAUUGUCACAGAAAUUCUUCAACAUCUUCACGCUUGUAAUAAUUCAGUCCGGGUUUUCUAUGGACGUGAAGACAGUCUUGAGCACAUCCACCAAUACAUGACCAACGACUCUGAUAAACUCUUAAUCUUGUAUGGGGAAGGUGGUUGUGGUAAAACCUCUCUCUUGGCCAAAAGUGCCAGUAUGUCGACUAGUACCGAAUGGUUCAUGAACGCCAAACCCAUUAGUAUAAUACGGUUUCUGGGAACCACUCCCGACUCAUCAGCUUUGACUCCGACUCUCAUUUCGAUUUGUCAACAGAUUUCGUACAAUUUCAUGCUACCUUUUGAUGGUAUUCCAGACGAUUUGGUACCACUCACCGCUCAUUUUAAGUACUUAUUGACUUUGGCGAGUAAGGAACAACCUUUGUUGUUGUUUCUUGACUCUGUGGAUCAAUUAACUGGUACCCAGGAUGCUAAUAAAGUGUCAUGGUUGCCGACUCGACUACCACCAUAUUGUAAAAUUAUCGUCUCGUGUGCGUCCGAAGAUAGCAAUCCUGAAGUCUCGCGUGAUUACCACGUUUUGAGACGUAUGGUCGACGUUGAAGAGAAUUUCAUCGAAGUCAAGGCUUUAGGCGAGGAGUUGGCUAUGAAAGUUGUCAAGAUGUGGAUGAAAACCGCCUGUCGUGACCUUACAAACUACCAAUGGCGUCUCGUAUCGAACGCUAUUGAAAAAUGUAGUUUACCGAUUUUUGUUAAACUCGUGUUUGCCGAAAUUUGCCGAUGGCGCAGCUAUACCAAAUCCCAAGACACUCAUUUAGCCUCAACUGUUAUGGACUCGAUCAUGAUGCUAUUUGAACGUAUAGAAAAACAACACGGACGCAUUUUAGUGUUUCAUGCUUUGGCAUACAUAACAGCUGCCAAAAGUGGACUAUCCGAGUCCGAAUUGGAGGAUUUGAUUUCACUCGAUGAUAAGGUACUCGAUGAUGUGUAUCAGUACCAUUUACCUCCAGUUCGGAGAAUUCCACCCUUGUUGUGGACCCGAAUUCGGAACGACUUACCCAAUUAUCUCUCCGAACGUGAAGCUGACGGUGUUAGUGUCAUGAAUUGGUACCAUCGCCAGUUUAGAGACACGGCAAAGGAGCGCUACUUUAAGAAUAUGAACAUGGCGAUGUAUUUUCAUUCAAUGAUUGCGGACUACUUUCUGGGGAUUUGGGGCGGGGGGAAUCCCAAGCCGUUCAAAUAUACGGAAAUACAGAGACACAGGUUCAAUUUAACCGAUAAGGAAGGCGUAGCUGAUCGAAAAGUACCAGUCCAGCCUUUGUUGUUUUAUACCAAAGAUGGGAAAGUCUCACGGUACAAUUUGAGGAAAUUUGGCGAAUUGCCUUUUCAUUUGGUACGAUCGCGUCGAUUUAAGGAUUUAUACGAAAAUGUUCUUUUUAAUUACGAGUGGUUACAUGCAAAGUUAUCGAGUUGUCCCCUUCAGGCCGUUUUGGCCGAUUACGAGGAUGCUGGUACUCAUAUUGAAGACAAGGAUUCACGCAGAGAAUUAAUGUUGGUAGCUGACGCUUUACGUCUUGGUGGUGCUGUUUUAGGACAGUACCCUAACAUGUUGGCACCACAACUAAUCGGUCGUUUAUUACCAGAAGUGGGGCCAAACCCAAAUAUCAAAAUGUUACUAAAUGAUUGUGAUAUUAAAGGACCAGUACAUUGCUCACUUUUACCGGUUUAUCACUGUUUACAUACACCCGGUGGACCCUUAAAAUAUUCACUUGAAGGUCACCAGUUUGCCGUCUUUGCGAUUUGUUUAACAUCUGAUUAUCGGUAUGUUGUUUCGAUUUCGAAUCGUUUCAUCACUUGGGAUUUAUCGACAAGUGAUUUGACAAGGGAUGUUAAUCCCAAUAUUGAGGGGAUUAUGCAACAGUUGGUUUUAAGUCCGGAUAAUAAGUGGGCCGGGGCUUAUACCAAUAAUAAUCAGACUGUACUACUUAAUAUGUUAUCGAGCGAGUUUGUUAUUAUUGAUAAUCCACUUCCUGAAGGGGAAAAUGUGUACGGGAUUUAUUUACUUAAUCGAAGUCUCUAUAUCUAUGGUGGUACCAAUUGGGUACAAUUUGAUAUGAGGGGUAACAAAGAAGAGGAGUUUACGUCAAGUGUCGAUCGAAAUGAGUGGCAAAUUCUUUUAAUGGAGUUUGAUAAUCCCAAAGAUUAUCGAAUAAUAUAUUGGAAAGGUACUCUCGAUGAUGAUAAAAUGUUACUUUGCUUGAAAACAGAAGACACGGAAUAUGAACCAUUCGAGUACCAUAGUGCUAUAGUCUUAACUAAAGACAAAACAACUCUCUACGCAUGUACCACAGAUGGUACUUACUCACUCGCAAAAUUCACCAAAUCGGAGGAAACCCACCGAUGGGAAUUUACCGAAAAUUUACCACGGAUGGAAAACGACGACAGCGAAGUGAUGUUACAACUAAAACUCGAUAAACACGAUAAAGUACUCUUUGGUACCACAAGUAACGGGUUUGUUAUAUGGGAUUUUGAUAGUACCAAUCAAGAAGCUAUAGUUUUGAAACUCCCUUAUGGUACCAGAAACAUCACCACUAAAAUCCUCCAAUCGAAUUCGAUCAUGUUGAGUGGCCACCGAAACUACGCCAUAGCGGGCGUCCGUAAAAACUUGUACGUUUGGAGCAUGGAGAGUCACAAACUUGUCAAAAUUUUGGACGCUCAUUUUGGACGAAUCAUCCAAUUGGAGGCGCUAACAAUCGGGAAUUGGAAUAGUAUUGUGACGUCAUCGAUUGACCGUACUGUCAAAGUCUGGAAUAUUAAUAACAUUUUUGAGCAAGUUCACGUGAUUGACAGACAUGAGCUACAAGUUGACGCGAUUAGCUUAUCGGAUGACUUAAGUCUUGCGGUUACUGUAACUCGUAACUGUGUUGGAGUUUGGGACUUACGAAUCGGUAAAUUGAUGUCAAAACUAGCCGAUAGUCCCUUGGGUGCGAUUGUGACCCAUGCCAUAAUCACCCCAGAUGGUAAAUACAUUAUUUCGGCGGAAUCUGGUAAUUUUUUGAUUUGGUUGCGGUUGACCCAACAAGUGAUUUACAAAGAUGAACAACCGGGGAUUAGACAGUUGACUUUGAUGGACGAUGGUACUAAAGUACUGUCUAUUUCCAAACCGAGUAAUCCACCAGGUACAGAUCUGGUGCGUACAGUGGCUACAGUGUGCGUCCGUGAAGUCCCAAGUAAGUCCAAAAACCGAAUUGUGUUUUUUUUAACCGAAUUUGCGCCAGGUGGUGAGAUGGUUUACAGUUUCGAGUACCCAGUCAGAUCAAUAACCGGAGUGUUGUUCAAACCGGCGGUUAUAACCUCCGAUAAUCAACAUUUGGUCGUAGUAGCAGCUGAUAAGACAAAUCGUGAUUGUAUCAUUGUUUACAAUGCUACCAACGGUAAUCUUGUCCAUAAAAUAUCCCUGAAAAUUUGCGGAGUCAAAGAUGUGGGUUGUUUGGUGGCAAUGCCCCAUAAAGGUCACUUGAUUGCCGUUAUGACAAUCGAUAAAGGUGCAAUUAUUGACAUAAGAUCGAAAAAACAUCUUCGAAGUGUACCAAAAUGGGGCGGAAGCGUCACCAAGGAUGGUAAGUACGGCCUUUAUGCUCCUUCUAGAGGUGGCCUUGAGUUACUCGAGUUGAAAAAAGGACAAACUGUGCGAACUUUUAUCCCCAAAGUUGCUGAAGGUGUCUUCACUAUCAUUUGUUUGUUUAAUAAAACCGACGAAUACGUUUUGUACUAUCACAGUGGGCGUAAAACUUUAAGAGUUUUCCGUACUUUGGAUGCCACCAUGGUGGCUAAUUACCGAGUCCAGGCUGAGUUAACCGCCGUUGAAAGUACCCCAGAUGGGAAAGCUCUAGUUUUGGGUACUGUCGAUGGGUGUGUGUCAGUUUUAGCAAUUGUGGAUACUGAUAAGCAAGAAAUUGAUGAGUAUUUGGCCGAAAUGCCGUCGAGGGAUGAAGAAUGGAAGAAAAAAGUGAAUAGAAUGAAAGCAGCGACGAGGUUUAAAGCAGUCGGGUCAAUUGCCAAACUAUCGACUGUUUUUGGGAGUAAUAUUAAUGUUGUUAACAAUAAUAUCGAAGAGGAAAGGGAGGAAGAGGUCGCAAAUGCGGAAUAACUUACAAGAAAUUGGGCUUUCUUUCUCGUUUUUUAUUUUUUUAUUUUGAGAUUUCAGAUGUUUAUUUCUACUCCUAGAAGUACCUACGAUAAUUAGUAAUUAAUUACAGCUGACAAUCGAGAUAACAAAUGAACUUCUAGUUAAAAAAGAACAAAUCAAGAGUGCUUGUUAUGUUUUGUUGCAGUGCUCAAUAAAUUUAUUUCCUGUUUCUUA
Molecule: messenger RNA, 5785 nt
Organism: Tribolium madens (black flour beetle)
Lineage: Eukaryota; Metazoa; Arthropoda; Insecta; Coleoptera; Tenebrionidae
Product: NACHT and WD repeat domain-containing protein 2
Exons: 13
Coding region: 413-5572 (1719 amino acids)
Molecular function (GO): protein binding
Source: RefSeq, a predicted model, not a curated record